AUGGCUUCAAUAGCGAAGGAAUCUGUGCUAGCAGCUCUGAGGAAGUUCACAACCUGCGAUAUUGGAGACGCUCUUUUUAGGCUCAAAGUUCCCCACGGAGGUUACUUGUCAGGUCUCCGCAUGUUCUCCGCGCCUAAUCGCUCAAGGACUUCCAAAAUUCUUGGUCCCGCAUACAUGGUCAAAAUGGUUCUUGCUUCCGACACAACCUCACCUACACCGAAUCAGCACUUUGCAGACACCAUUCCAGCUGGCAGCGUCGUCUUCGUUUCUCAACCUUCCGGCCUAAUCAGUGCCUGCUGGGGAGGUUUAAUGAGCACUCGUGCCACAGCACGAGGAGCUGAAGGCGUAGUGAUCGAUGGUCGUUUCAGAGAUAUCCAUGAGCACCAGGCUCUAGGGAUUGGCCUGUUUGCUCGGGAUGGCAGCAUUCUUGGAUCCAACACCUUUACACGAGCAUCAGAGCUGAAUGUUCCUUUGUCAUAUAAAAUCAAAGAGCUUCCGAAUGAAGAGAUUGGAAUACGCCCAAACGAUCUAAUUAUGGGCGAUGCCGACGGCGUGGUUGUGAUUCCUUCGGAAUUUGCAGAGAAAUGUGUUGAGCUCUGUCAGUUAAGGUGGGAGAUCGACGAAAAAACCAGGGAAUGUCUGAAUAAUGGUGAUGAUAUGGGUGCGACAAUCAAAAGGUUGCGGAAGUAG
Messenger RNA from Verruconis gallopava, 690 nucleotides. RefSeq lists its product as uncharacterized. The coding region runs from base 1 to 690 and encodes 229 amino acids. The record is from RefSeq and is a predicted model, not a curated record. NCBI's taxonomy places the organism in Eukaryota, Fungi, Ascomycota, Dothideomycetes, Venturiales, Sympoventuriaceae. The transcript has 2 exons.